Molecule: messenger RNA, 1662 nt
Organism: Desarmillaria tabescens
Lineage: Eukaryota; Fungi; Basidiomycota; Agaricomycetes; Agaricales; Physalacriaceae
Product: cytochrome P450
Exons: 10
Coding region: 1-1662 (553 amino acids)
Molecular function (GO): oxidoreductase activity, acting on paired donors, with incorporation or reduction of molecular oxygen; iron ion binding; heme binding
Source: RefSeq, a predicted model, not a curated record
AUGCUGUCGGUUGAAGCGACACUGUCUGUUUCUUUAGCUCUGCUAUUUGUGUUUUUCGUCCGUUAUAUCCAGCACCGAAAAGAUCCUGCCAGGAAAAUUCAAUGCGCGGUGAGGGGCUUAGUCAUAUCGACUUUUCUCUGGAAUAUAUUGACUUUGUUUCAGCCCAGGUCUGAUGCACACUGGCUCUGGGGCCACGAAUACACCGAAUGGCAAAAUGAAAUUGGCAAAAUGUACUCCAAGUGGGCUAUGGCUCUAGGACCUGUGUAUAGAAUUAAGGCGGCAUUCUUCAAACGCGACAUAAUUGUUGCUACAGAUAACUUUGCCGUGCAUCACAUUCACGCAAAUACUUACCGAUAUCCCAAGGCGCCUGAGUUCCUACCCAUAGUGGAAAGUCAACUCGGAAAAGGUAUAGUAUAUGUUUCAGGCGACGAACAUAGACGCCAACGCAGACUUCUCGCGCCGGCCUUCACUCUCGGUGCUGUGAAAGGGAUGUCUGAUGAUGUUGUCGAAUGGACCCAGAGGUUCAUACAACGAGUGGGAACAUAUGUCGGAUCGCGAGGGGGCGAAACCACGAUAAAUAUUACUCCCUUCCUGUCUGCAUGCACGCUGGAUAUUAUCGGCCGUGUAGCAUUUGGACACGAUUUUCGUAGCGGUGAAUCCCAGGAAGCAAAAGACAUCGCUGAGUCAUGGCACAAGGAUGUCUUGUUUGGGAGAACUAUGCCCGGAUUCCUGUUGCCAAUCAUGAUGUCUACUUUCCCUUGGAUCAGCAAGUUUCCGGCUUUCAAGACGGACGGAGUUGCGAAGCAGGCGGCUCUUAAGCUAGCUAGAGAGUUUCUACGACAGAACCAUGCGCAUCUGGAAAACGGAGAUGGUAAAGAUAUUCUCUCAAUUUUGAUCAGGGACCAGAAACAUUCGAAGCACGCCGGUGAUCGUCUGUCGCAAAAAGCACUACUGGAAAAUGUAUGUUCUACACUUCCUGCAAUGGUUGGACAUGAAACAACAUCCUGCACUGUCAGCUUCACUCUAUUCCAUCUCGCUCGUGACCCCGAAGUCCAAAAAAGACUACGGCAAGAAAUCCAUGACUUGAGUGAUUUUAGUUACGACCACAUUCAAAGCCUGCCCUACCUUGACGUUGUAUGCCGGGAGGGGUUGCGUCUUCAUCCGGCUGGGCCACGGACUGAUCGCAUUGCCCUAGAAGACGAUGUCCUCCCUCUGAGCCAACCACUAACAACGACUGAUGGGAAUGUAGUGUCUUCGAUCGCUAUCAAAGCCGGACAGGUCUUCCAGAUACCUAGUGUGGUUCAAAAUACGGACCCCAAUGUAUGGGGUGAGGAUGCUGCCGAGUUUAAACCAGAGCGAUGGCUUCGUCCUGACGGCGUACCUUCAACUGCUCAAUUACCAUCUGGGCCAUACGGAAACGUCGCAUCCUUCUUGGACGGACCGCGUAGUUGUAUUGGAUGGCGGCUCGCUCUCUUGGAGUUCAAGAUCAUUAUCUGCCUUAUGAUCCGCCAUUUCGAACUGACGAGUACUCCACAUCAUGUUCAGAGCUUUUUCAUUGGAAACCUCCAGUCAUUCGUAGAAGGAGAUGCUCAAAUGCCGAUCCACGUGAAGUUGUUGGCUGUACGUCCGAAGUGCUUACUUUCUUUGACGUGUGCUCAUUAA